Molecule: messenger RNA, 991 nt
Organism: Ixodes scapularis (black-legged tick)
Lineage: Eukaryota; Metazoa; Arthropoda; Arachnida; Ixodida; Ixodidae
Product: putative nuclease HARBI1
Exons: 4
Coding region: 65-991 (308 amino acids)
Source: RefSeq, a predicted model, not a curated record
GUUGUUCCGGAGCCGCAUAACGAUUAGAGAUGUGCCGGAGCAUAUCUUGGAGCGCUACUACCGCAUGCCCAAAGAGGCGAUACUUGGAUUGUGCGAUGCGCUCGCCCCAAGCCUUCGCCGGCCGACGAUGCGCAGCUGCGCACUACCGGUCGACGCUCAAGUCCUGCUGGCCCUCCGCUUCUAUGCCAGCGGCAGCUUCCAGUCGGUCGUGGGCGAUGUGGUCCAUUUAAGCCAAGCGAGUGCAUCACGAGUUGUGAACAGCGUGAGCCAGGCCAUCGUCCUCAUGGCCACGGAAGGAAUCCGCUUCCCCACGACGCGGAGAGCGGCGUCGCUCACCUCGUUGGAACAGCCCUGCUGUGUUUCAGUGCCUGUCCUAACAUUACUUUUCGUUCAUUCUGCAGCGUUCCUUGGGAUUGCUGGCUUCCCGAGGGUGUUAGGGUGCAUUGAUGGCACCCACAUUGCUAUCAAGGUGUCCAAGGAGGACAAGCCUGCCUAUUUAAAUCGAAAAGGGUACACCUCCAUAAACGUGCAGGCCAUCUGCAACCCAGAGUGCAUUAUCACAGAGUUGACUGUGAAGUGGCCGGGGAGCACCCACGAUAGCUACAUGUGGAGGAACUGCGACCUCUACGAUCAGUUUGCCGCAGGCACUGGUCCUGAUGGUUGGCUGCUGGGAGAUGCUGGUUAUUCGGUCCAGCCAUGGCUGAUGACGCCCAUCAGGACGCCGAAGGAUCAGCCUGAGGAGGAUUACAACGAGGCCCUCACAAAGACCCGACAGGUCAUUGAGCGGACAUUCGGAAUCCUGAAGACGAGAUUCAGGUGCCUAGACAAGUCUGUUGACCUGUCGGAGGACGAAGAGGAGGAGGAAGAAGAGGAAGACGAGGACGAGGAGAACAACAACAACUGUCCCAGAGCCACAAGAACAAGGAGAGCACGACCCAUGGUAGCGGGCACAGCUGCUAGGAGUGCCCUUGUCCGCAAUGCUUUUACAUGA